ACCAGGGUAACACAAAGUGUGGCCACCAAGUGCCAAGGGCCUGGGCCCUCCCUGCAGGCCGGCCGAGGCACAGCGUGCCCUCGCACCGCCCCUCCCCAGCGGGGGCAGGAGCGGCGGCGGCGGUGGGAGAAGCGGCAGCGGCCGUCGCUGCUGCUCGGGAGAGACGGGAAAGGGGAGAGGAAGCCGAGAGCGAGGAGCGCGGGGCAGCGGGCUCAUGACUCAGUGAGCGGCCACAGCUCCUUUCCAGCCCCGCGCCCGGCCGGAGUCGGGGCGACCGCGACGGAUUGUCCCGCAGCCUGUGCCCGGCACCAGCGAGAGAGAGACCUGCGCUCGCCUGCAGCAUCUGCCAUGUCUACAGAGGGGCAGAGAGUGGAUGAUAGUCCAAGCACUAGUGGAGGGAGCUCUGAUGGAGAUCAGCGUGAAGGUGUUCAGCAGGAACAAGAAAGGGAGCAAGUUCAACCCAAGAAAAAAGAGGGGAAAAUAUCAAGCAAAACAGCUGCUAAAUUGUCAACUAGUGCUAAAAGAAUUCAGAAAGAACUUGCAGAAAUUACAUUAGACCCUCCUCCGAACUGUAGUGCUGGACCCAAAGGAGACAACAUUUAUGAAUGGAGGUCAACUAUACUGGGACCUCCAGGGUCUGUAUAUGAAGGUGGAGUUUUCUUCCUUGACAUAACCUUUUCACCGGACUAUCCUUUUAAACCACCCAAGGUAACGUUCCGGACACGGAUCUACCACUGUAACAUUAACAGCCAAGGCGUCAUCUGCCUGGACAUUUUAAAGGACAACUGGAGUCCAGCAUUAACCAUUUCUAAAGUUCUCCUCUCCAUCUGCUCCCUCCUCACAGACUGUAACCCCGCUGACCCCCUGGUUGGAAGCAUUGCCACUCAGUACAUGACUAACAGAGCAGAGCACGACAGAAUGGCCAGACAGUGGACCAAGCGAUAUGCCACAUAGGAACCUCCUCAAGGAUUUGCUGGACCUGUGCAAGCACAUUCACUAAGUGCAUCAAUAGCCCUUCCCUUCAUUCUUAUUUUUUAUUAAAUCUUGAACCAUUUUGUGACAAAAGGUUGUCCUUACUUCCUUUUUUUUUUUUCUUUCAUUUUGGUUUAUUUUUAUUUGUUCUGGGUUUUUUUGUUCUGUUAACUUGAAAGUUGUUUCCCUCAAAUGUAGACAGGGAAUUUUGGUUAUCAGUGCAAAGAAUGUUGGAUCUGUAAUAGUAUAGAGCUUUAUCAGAAAGCUUUGUAUUAAUGUGUGGGGUUGGUUUUUUUUUUUUUUUUCUCUUUCAUGUGGAUUUGGGGAAAACAAACAAAUUCAGAAUUAUAUCUCAUUUCUACUUAAAUGUAGUGUUUAGGGUUAUUUUUUUGUACUGAAGUCUUUAAUGGUGGGUGCAUGCUACUGGGAACAAGUUUUGUAUAAAAGCUUAAAAUCAAGAAUCACUGUGCAUUACUAAGACUGUGUUUAUCACUAGCCUUCUGUUUCCCACACAAAAGGCUAUUGCAUUGAACAAAUUAAUAUGUAUUUUGAUUUACUUAAAAAACAAAAAAAAAAGUGCUUGUAAAUUUCUUAGGGACCUGCCACUUUUGACUGUGGAUCAGUUGAUGUACACUUGUAUUAUUAAAGCACUCAAUAAAACACUGUGGCUGAUAAAUGCA
Molecule: messenger RNA, 1652 nt
Organism: Vidua macroura (Pin-tailed whydah)
Lineage: Eukaryota; Metazoa; Chordata; Aves; Passeriformes; Viduidae
Product: ubiquitin-conjugating enzyme E2 E2
Exons: 7
Coding region: 349-954 (201 amino acids)
Biological process (GO): protein polyubiquitination
Cellular component (GO): nucleus
Molecular function (GO): ubiquitin conjugating enzyme activity
Source: RefSeq, a predicted model, not a curated record